This is a messenger RNA of Fragaria vesca subsp. vesca, 2167 nucleotides long. Its product is annotated as beta-(1,2)-xylosyltransferase-like. The transcript is spliced from 6 exons. Bases 1 to 2040 code for a protein of 679 amino acids. Gene Ontology annotation, molecular function: glycosyltransferase activity. The record is from RefSeq and is a predicted model, not a curated record. Lineage: Eukaryota; Viridiplantae; Streptophyta; Magnoliopsida; Rosales; Rosaceae.
AUGUUUAGAGCAGAUGAACUAAAAGGAUUGUAUGCACAAGCUGAGACUUGUGAAUCCAUAAAAGAAUUGGAGAAAAUCAUGAAUAAGGUUUCUCAAAUUCAACCUGGAAAGAAUAAGAGGAAGAUUAUCCCCUAUCAAGCAGCAAAAGAAGAGCCAAAUACAUCAUCCUCCAUGGAUACAGGAGAAUGUGAAAGACAGGCUCCUGUAGAAGGUGGUCAUACCAUAGUGCAAAAUAUUACAAACAAUCCGACCAAGAUCAUUCAAGAAAAAAUAUCAAGCUUCCAAAAGAACAAACUCCUACAGGAAGGAAUGGAGAGCGAAGUUCUCAGAAGUAUAUCUCUACCGAACCUAAAUGGGGACAGUCAGUAUCCGAACGAGGAGUUUAUCUGGAUUUACACCAGGGAAAAAGAUAGGAAAGAGAUGGAAAAUCAGAUCCAAGAGCUACUUGAAAAGAUGUUAAUCAUGUCUUCAAAUAGUCCUCAUCAUGCUCCGGUAUUCUUGGUGAGAAAUCAUGCUGAACAACUGAGAGAAAAAGCUAGGAUGGUAAUUGAUUACAAGGAUGUAAACAAAAAGACCGUUAAAGACGGUCAAAUAGCUCAGGAUAAAAUGCAUCCAGAUUCCAUUGCUGUAACGGCUUUUGGAACUCCUCAAGGCAUUAUGAAUGAUCAAACCCACCGCCACAUCCACCGCUUCUCCAAGCCAUGGCCCAUCCUCCCCUCCUACCUCCCCUGGUCCCCCUCCCAAAACGCACCGUUUCGCUCCUGCGAGGCCUACUUCGGCAACGGCUUCACCCGCCGCGUCGAUCUCCUCGAUCCCGCCAAACACUCCGGUGACCCGCCCAGCUGGUUCCGGUGUCAUUUCAGCGAGACUCUGCGGAGCUCGGUGUGCGAGGGAGGCGGGAUCAGGAUGGUGCCGGAGAGGGUGAGGAUGUCGACUGGCGGCGAGGCUUUGGAGGAUGUGAUUGGGAGAGGGGAGGAGGAGGAGUUGCCGGAGUUUCGAAACGGUGCGUUUGAGGUCGAUGGAGGGGUUGGUGGGGAGGAGAGAGGGCUUGUGAACAGUGAGUUUUUGAACGAGUAUGUGCAGCGUGGUGAGAUUGGGAGACAUACAAUGAGGGAGCUGAUUGGGUCGAUUCGGGUUGUGCCGAGUAGAGAGUUUCAGUGCAGUGAGUGGAUUGAGGAGCCGACACUUUUGGUGACACGGUUUGAGUAUGCAAAUGUUUUCCACACAUUUACAGAUUGGUAUAGCGGUUAUGUAGCUUCCAGAGUCACUGGCUUACCUAGCCGGCCUCAUGUUGUCUUUGUAGACGGCCAUUGUUGGACACAACUGGAAGAGACAUGGAAAGCGUUAUUCUCUAGCCUUAGAUAUGCAAAAAACUUUAGUGGUCCCAUUUGUUUCCGUCAUGCUAUUAUUUCACCUUUGGGAUAUGAGACUGCAUGGUUUAAGGGGCUCACUGAAGAUAUAAACUGUGAGGGAGCUUCUGCACCAGAGCUGUGGCAACACCCUGAUGACAAGAAAACUGCACGGCUGUCUGAGUUUGGAGAAAUGAUUAGAGCUGCUUUUGGAAUUCCAGUGCAUAAGCAGCGUGUUGAGAAGCAAACCUCAGGUCUAAAUAUCCUUUUUGUUCGGCGUGAAGAUUAUCUACCGCAUCCACGUCACGGUGGCAAAGUUGAAUCAAGGUUAAGUAAUGAGCAAGAAGUGUUUGAUGCCUUAAAGAGCUGGUUGUCGAAUCACAAGGAAUGCAAAAUAAACUUUGUGAAUGGAUUGUUUGCACACAUGUCGAUGAAAGAACAAGUCCGGGCCAUUCAAGAUGCUUCUGUUAUUAUUGGUGCUCAUGGUGCAGGUCUCACACAUAUAGUAUCUGCAUCCCCGAAAACCGUGGUUCUGGAGAUUAUUAGCAGCCAAUAUAGACGGCCGCAUUUUGCUUUAAUUGCCCAGUGGAAAGGGUUGGAAUAUCAUGCAAUUAAUCUUCAGGGUUUGUAUGCCUCUCCAUCAGUUGUUAUUGACAACCUUAGCCGUAUACUGAGUACCCUUGGGUGCUGAAAACCAUUUUUGGUGAUGUUCCGCCAUGUCUGUUUCCUCAGGAUAACACUAUUACACGAUAGAUCAAACUUAUCUUAGUCAAGGUAGAUAAGUUAACAGAACUUCUUGGACUGAAUUUCCGUUGGUU